Messenger RNA from Linum tenue, 285 nucleotides. Lineage: Eukaryota; Viridiplantae; Streptophyta; Magnoliopsida; Malpighiales; Linaceae. The record is from the annotation of a GenBank genome assembly.
GCGGAACUCAGAGCAAGUGUCUUUGAAGCGAUUAAAGAGGAGGAUAGGGUAGUUGAAAAUGAAGAAGGCUUACCACCUGCAUUACUGGGUAGCUGCAAUGACCGCGCAAAGCAGCUUCACGCUUCACCAUCAGGUUACUAUCUAGGUUUCAUUGAUUGCCUUGGCAGGGGAUCUGGAAGGAGAGUACCAGAAAAUGAGUCCUUAUCUAACUUAGACUCGAGGAACAUGCGGAGGCCCUCUUCAUCAUCUGUUGCUGGUGGUUUACCUCCUUUAGGAAGGUGCUGA